Molecule: messenger RNA, 924 nt
Organism: Echinococcus granulosus
Lineage: Eukaryota; Metazoa; Platyhelminthes; Cestoda; Cyclophyllidea; Taeniidae
Exons: 4
Coding region: 1-924 (307 amino acids)
Source: RefSeq, a predicted model, not a curated record
AUGCGAAAUAAAAAACUUAAUUUUAAUAAACUUAUUUUUACACAAAACCAAAAUGCAAACACACGAACUUUUAAAAAAUUUUGGUUUAAAUUGGUUAUAAAUCUAAUGCUUAUUCAAAUUAGCAACGCAAGUCCUUUGAAAGCAGAGAACUGUGAUGAUUGGUCAUUACUUGACCUUAGUAUUGCCGGUCUAACAGGUUGUUUAACGAAAUUUUUUGUUGAUGGUGUUGGUGAGGGCAGCAACAGCAAUGCAAAUGGUGGUUAUCGACGUAGUACUGUGAUGAAAGGAGGAGGUUAUACCGGUUAUUUUGCCCUUCAUUCGUUUCAUAUUAGUAACCAACCCUUUCACUUCUUCGGUUACUACAGACGUUUUGUUGAAGGUUCUGCAGAGAUCGUAAGCUCUCUGCGUAAUUUGACCAAAAAUAAGGCAAACAAUUUUAUGCAAGAGAAAGAUCAUAAUGAAGCAUUAAAGGAACCAAAACGAAUGCUCUGCUCCGCACGGACUGCAGUGUUGUCCAACUUCGAAUCGAACUCUCCACCGUUUGCAUUGCAUGCUGAAGCUGGUGAUGCAGUUGUGGGUGUGUACUCACACAAAGAAACAAAGAAGGAAAGAGAGCAAGUCAUGGACGACGCGGGCCCCAGACUCAGCAAAAGACUGAGACAAAGUAGUGCGACAGAGUUGUCUAUUCGCUAUUUUUACAAUGAUGAGACAUUACAGACAUUACCCCAUGGCGAGGAAGAGUAUAGUUGGCUGACUCAGUUGAAAAUGCUUAAAGAGCUGAACCGUUCUGUUGAACCCUGGUACUUGGAAGUGCAACAGUAUGAUUUCACAAUACAGUGCAGAAAAGGAAAUGCUCACUGUAGUGCAGAUGCUUUGUAUCGUAGAUCAGUCGCGGCUGAAACAGAUAUAAAAGUGUUAAUGUAA